Molecule: messenger RNA, 6636 nt
Organism: Antechinus flavipes (yellow-footed antechinus)
Lineage: Eukaryota; Metazoa; Chordata; Mammalia; Dasyuromorphia; Dasyuridae
Gene: SLC11A2
Product: solute carrier family 11 member 2
Exons: 17
Coding region: 1169-2977 (602 amino acids)
Biological process (GO): metal ion transport
Cellular component (GO): plasma membrane
Molecular function (GO): manganese ion transmembrane transporter activity; cadmium ion transmembrane transporter activity; iron ion transmembrane transporter activity
Source: RefSeq, a predicted model, not a curated record
GUCUUGCUGUGCAGCCAGAUAUAUCAACUAGUUUUUCGACCAGCAGAUGGGUGGGGAGGCCAUGAAAGUUCUUGGAAUUCAUUUUAACUAUUCAGGCUAACACCGAACAUCUCCUGCCCCUCUUUGGCUUUCUUGGUCUCUUUCUAACUCUAUUUUUUUUUUUUUUUGACAUUAUUCAUUUCUGAAUAUAUCCCAUUUCCUGAUGCCCUUUUCCUACCUAGAGCCUUUGAUUGGAAUAAUCAUUUAAAAAGAAAAAAGGGGAGCAACUAAAUAGCACAGUGAAUAGAGCACCAGCCCUGAAAUCCGGAGGACCUGAGUUCAAAUCCAGAUUCAGACACUUAAUACUUCCUAGCUCUGUGACCCGGGACAAGUCACUUAACCCUAAUUGUCUCAGGAAAAAAAGAAGAAAAAGAAAAAAGAGACAAAUGGGGGUAGAGGGGAGGAAUGAUUUCAUGAUGUGAUAGACAGAGAUGACCCUGAAGUCCAAAAGCCUGUGGUCAGAUCCUGACCAGGCAAGUCACCUCCCUGGGUCUCAAUUUCCUCCUGCAAAAUGAGAGAUUUGUGCUAAAUACUUUGUCAACUCCAAAUCCAGUUGCAACUGGAUUUGAAUAUGUUCUAUGCCAGGACUUAACUUCAGCAAUGAAGAAAGAGGUUAAUUUUUUCAGUUUUACUUUGGGGACAAACGUGAUCGUUAUAAUCACACAUACCACUUCUGGCAGGCUUGUUUAAUUCCCCCCCUCUCCCCACUAUUACUUAUUUUAUCAUUAAUUAAGUCAAGUUGAAAAAGCACUUAUUUAAGCACAUACUAAGUUCUGCAUACUGUAGUAAAUUCUAUGGACUGUGCUGAGUGCUGGAGGUACAAAGGCAGGCAAAAACCGUCCCUGCUAUCAAGGAAGAAUAGGAUCAGAUCACAUACAUUUUCCCAUAUUUCCCUUUAUUCUUCACGUACAUUGUAAAUGGUACAAUUACAUUCAUGUACCACAUGAAUAUAAACUUUUGUCUAGCUAUUUUCUUGUCACCUAGUACUUUAAUUCUUUGCAAACACAUAAAAUGCCACCUGUCUUAUCUACAAUAACCUUGGUGCAGCCUGCAGUAGGAAUCUGCCUUUUAGCUGUUUUUCUCUCUUCUCUGAAAUGAAAAUGUGUUCUUAUAUCUGUUGGAUUCCAACAUGAACUCUGUGUCAAUAACAGCCGUCUUCACAGUGACUUCUUCCCUAAAAAUGAUACUAUGGGAAUCCUACACUAAAUCCUUGGAUGUACCGGGGUCCACCAUGACAUUAAGUUCUAAACAGAAGAUGCCUGCUGAAGAUGGUUCUGGGGACCAUGGGGACACUGCCAGCCUGAGUGCUGUCAACACCAUCUACAGUAAUCACUCCCCUUCUGAAGCCUCUGCAUUUCAGGAUGCACCCUUCACCACCUACUUUGAUGAGAAGAUCUCCAUUCCUGAGGAAGAGCAUUCUUGUUUUAGCUUCCGCAAACUCUGGGCCUUUACGGGGCCGGGCUUCCUCAUGAGCAUCGCUUAUCUGGAUCCAGGGAACAUAGAAUCCGAUUUGCAGUCUGGGGCCGUGGCCCAGUUUAAGUUGCUCUGGGUUCUCCUCCUGGCCACCCUCGUGGGGCUCCUGCUGCAGCGCCUGGCAGCCAGGCUGGGCGUGGUCACGGGCCUGCACCUUGCUGAAGUGUGCCACCGGCAGUAUCCCAAGGUCCCCCGAAUUAUUCUGUGGUUGAUGGUGGAGACAGCAAUUAUAGGCUCCGAUAUGCAAGAAGUCAUAGGGUCAGCUAUUGCGAUCAAUCUCCUGUCUGCUGGGAGGGUUCCUCUGUGGGGUGGAGUUCUCAUCACCAUUGCAGAUACCUUUGUAUUUCUCUUUCUGGACAAAUAUGGUUUGCGAAAACUGGAAGCAUUCUUUGGCUUACUCAUCACCAUCAUGGCCCUCACAUUUGGAUAUGAAUAUGUUACAGUGAAGCCCAACCAGGCUGAGGUGCUGAAGGGUAUGUUCGUUCCUUCUUGUUCGGGCUGUGGCACCCCGCAGAUUGAGCAGGCCGUGGGCAUUGUGGGAGCUGUCAUUAUGCCCCACAACAUGUACCUGCACUCCGCACUAGUCAAGUCCAGGCAGGUAAACAGGGCCAACAAAGGGGAGAUCCGGGAAGCCAACAAGUACUUCUUCAUUGAGUCCUGCAUCGCCCUCUUUGUCUCCUUCAUCAUCAACGUCUUUGUCGUCUCUGUCUUUGCCGAGGCCUUUUUUAAUCAAACCAAUAUGCAAGUGCAUGAAAUCUGCGUCAAUAACAGCAGUCCUCACAGUGACUUGUUUCCCAAAAGUAAUACCACGCUGACUGUGGACCUCUACAAGGGGGGUGUGGUUCUAGGAUGUUACUUUGGGCCUGCAGCACUCUACAUCUGGGCAGUGGGCAUCUUGGCUGCAGGCCAGAGCUCUACCAUGACCGGGACCUAUUCUGGCCAGUUUGUCAUGGAGGGAUUCCUGAAUCUGAAAUGGUCACGGUUUGCUAGAGUGAUCUUGACACGUUCUAUUGCCAUCAUUCCUACGCUAUUGGUUGCAGUCUUCCAGGAUGUGCAGCAUCUGACUGGGAUGAAUGACUUCCUGAAUGUGCUGCAGAGCUUACAGCUUCCCUUUGCUCUCAUCCCCGUCCUCACGUUUACCAGUUUGCGCCCAGUGAUGAAUGACUUUGCCAAUGGACUGGGCUGGAGGAUCGCAGGUGGGAUCCUUGUUCUUCUUAUCUGUAGCAUCAACAUGUAUUUUGUGGUUGUCUAUGUUGAAGACCUCGGGAACAUGGCAUUAUAUGUGGUGGCUGCUGUAAUCUCUGUGGCCUAUCUCUGCUUUGUGUUUUACCUGAGUUGGCAGUGUUUGAUUGCUUUGGGUUUGUCCUUCAUGGACUGUGGACAGACGUACCACCUAGGAUUGAAUCCUCAUCCUGAGCUCUUCCUCCUGAACAACGUUGACAGUGACUCCAUCCUCUCAAGAUGACAGCUUCAAGAGACUUGAAAUAAUAUUUUCAAAAACUCUUAUGCCAAGUGACCUGUUACAUAAUAACUUUGUUAGUUCAGAGGUGAGUUUUUGUUCAAGGAAUUUGAACAAAAGUCAGAGAUUUCCUUAUGGAAAGGCUAUUAAAUGCUGACAGAGAACUACCCACCUUGUAAAGGUGUAAACAGUCAUGGGAGUGUCAAGAAUCAAAUGACUGCUGGAUUUUGGCCUUGUGCCCUAUGGGCUUGUGUUGUGAUUUCUGACUUUUUUUUUUUUUAGAAGUUAUAAUUUAUAUAAUUACAUAUAAAGAUAUAAAUAUUUGAGUGGGAUUUUAAAAAUUUUACAUAAAUUGAUGAUUGUAGUUUUUAAAACUUUUUAAUGCUCAGAGAAGUCAGAUUACACUGAACUCUCUGGAUCAGAGAUGAGAAAGGAGAAUUAAUGGGGCUUUUAAAAGCUGAAUUGGUCAAACUGAAUCUCCUUUAAAAUAAUGCUUCAUAUCAGGGCAGCUAGAUAGCACAGUGGAUAGAGCACCAGUCCUGAAGUCAGGAGGACCGAAGUUCAAAUCUGGGCUCAGAUACUUAGCACUCCCUAGCUGAGUGACCCUGGGCAAGUCACUUAACCCCAAUUGUCUCAGCAAAAAAAAACCCACAAAAAACAAAAACAAUGCUUCAUAUAAGAAGUCAAAGUUAUAUUUAAAUUGACUGGUUAAAACCAGAUUAUAUACUUGAUUGUUUGAAAGAAAAAUAUAGUGCCUAAUAAUCACUUCUUUUUUCCAAAGGAGCAUCUACCACUUCUUGCCUGUAAUAUUUAAGCUUUAAAUUAGAAAACAUCAUAAUGUCUGCUAAGAUCUUUAAUUUACUACUUCCAGAUGUCACAUCCUAGAUGACCAUCAGCUUAUCAUUUUUUCUGGUCAAAAGUCAAAAGUCUAAAGCCUUAAACUUUUUAACUUGCACAGGACAUUUCACGUAUUCUUUGGAACUGCCUACCAUUUCUGAUAUUUUCAUGUUUUUAUGUAAGCACUCCAUAUAGGCCCAAGGUUUGCUUCCUGUGAUUACUGGUAUUUGUUUUACCAAGAGCUAGAUAUGAUCUUAAAUGUAAUCUUUCAGGAGUGAGAUUUCUGGGUAUUGUGGCAAAGUGGACAUUGACAGUGCCAUAGAAAUCAGAAAACUUGGAUUUUAGCCAUAACUCACUUAUUUUUGUGGCCUUUACCCCUCCAACUUGGUUUCGUCAUCUGAAAAACAAACGAAACAUUUGAAUUAGAUAAUUUUUAAGCUUCCUUCUAGCACCUACAUUCUCUGAUUCUGUGAUUAUCAAUCUGCUACCUCUUGAAAUAGAUUAUCUGAUCCAAGGUCCUUUAAAGAAUUCAUUACAUUUCAAGUCAACUAGUUUUUAAAGUAUCAUUUAAAUUUAUUCAUAAUUUACUUUGUUAUCUAAGGCCCUCAUUCCCUUUGUUAGAAUUGUUAGCUUGAAUCUUGUUUGAAACUUGAACAUUCCUUUACGCAUCAGAAAUUCUAGAAAUUCUUGAGUAUUUGUAGCAUGCUGGUUGUUUAUUAAUAGUAGAAGUAGGAUGAGGGGAAAUAGCUUGAAAUUUAAUAAGGGUCUGAACCACUUAAGUCAAAAAGUCUUUUGUUUUGUAAAAUAUGUAUUAAAUACCUGUUAUAUUUCUAGGAAUCCUUUAAGCCUGGUAUCAGGUGAACCCCAAGAUGGAGUCUCUGCCCUCAAGGAGUUUCUAAUCUAGUAAAUUGGAAUGUAAAAUUGAUUCUGAAUUGGUCUUUUUGAACUCCAGAGUUGUUUUACGACAAUUUAAGUACUCCCGGUAAUUUGUGAAAAACUUGAAUCUAAAAUAUUCAUUUUUAUAAAUGCUCGUUUCCUUUGUUAAUUAGAUUGUUUCACUUAGUCAAAAAGGAAUAUGAGAAGGGGAGCAUCAAAACAACCAGGCUUCCUAUUGGUGGCUCCUGUCAUUGGGUUUUCAAAAACAGGCUUAAAGAAUUCUUUCCAAUUUUUCCUCUUUUCCAUUGGAGUGGAGAAUUAAGAAUAAGUAAGAGUCAGUGGUAUACCUCUCAUUUUGCAUAAUGACUCAAUUCCUUGCUACGGCAUUUUUGUGAAUCAGAUUAUUUCAAAUGCUCUAGAGCUUGAGACUCAGAAGGGACCCUUCACCCCUUGCUUUCCGUAACUGGCAUCCUACAAUAAAUGUACUAUUUUCAAAGGCAUCUUGAUUCAUUUUUAGACAACCUUAAUUAAGGUCUUCUUUAUUUAAACUGAAAACUGCUUUCCUGCCCACUAGAGAUAAAAUCUUACUCUUCUUUUUGGUAACAGUCCCUUGGAUCUGUUUGUUUUAUGACAAACAUUUAAGUGUUUACUAUAACAAAACUGCAAUCCAGAAGACAAAAGUAGAAUGCCCCUGCCCUCAAGGAGCUUACAUUCCAGUGGGUCAUAAAAUAAACACAAGAUAUAAAAAAAUCAAAGAAGCUACCCCAGAUGUUCAUGGGGACUAAAUGUGUCCGAUCUGUGGCAGAACAUUCUGAACUUGGUCUGAACAGCGACAGUUGGACACAUUGUAACUCGACUCUAACAUACUGAUGUCCAGUAUGAAAGACCACAGCCAAAAUGCCAACACAUUUUCUUAUCUUAGUUCCAACUCUAAUCUUAACGCCAGCUCUAUCCCUAAACCUAUUCUGUAUAUGUACAGUGUGUGUAAAAUGAACACAAGCUAGCUUUGGGAGGGGAGUACACUAAUGGCUAACUUUCAUGAGCAAGUGCUUCUUGAGCUGAGGCUCAAGAGAACACCAGAGAUUCUGAGGGAAAAAAAUGAGAAAGGGAAUACCUUUGAAUUAUGGGAGACAAGCUAGUGAAAAAGUAUGGCUAUGGAAAUAUGUCUUCCUCAUUCCAAGCCUGCCUAACUACAUACUGAUACAACUUAUUCCACUUUAAAUGGCCUCCCCAAAAAAAAAUAUCCAGAAAGAAAUUGCAGUUGCUUUUCUUAGCACAUGAGAUCCUACCCAGGGUCUAUAAACUAAUAAAUAUUUUUUAAUUAAAAAUUUUUUUUUGAUAAUUGCAUUUCAAUAUAAUUGGCUUCCUUUGUAAUCUAAUUUAUUUUAAACUUAAGAGUAGGAUUAGGAAGAAUUUCUAGAACCUUACUGGACUUAUUGUGCCAAAAAUAGUUAUAAAAUCUUAGUGUUCCAUUCAUCCACCUAUCUGUCCAUCUAUCUUUGAGACAUAAAUCCCCAUUGAGGGGGAGUUACUUGUGAUUUGUCAUUGUUCAUCAAUUGUACCUUUUUUCCUCAAAGGAACAGUCUUAUUUCUGAAUGCCAUGUCUCUGGUAAACAUGAGCUGGAGCUUGGCUUGUUUACUUUUAGGUAAUUCAAGGGCUGGUUACAUCUCUAAAUUUUAGAGAUAGGUAUUGGGAGGUUACAUUUCACAACUGCUGCCCAGAGGAUGGAACUCUUUUCUCUAGUGAUGUCAUAGCCAUGUUUGAUACAGAUGGGAAUAUCACUGGAAAGGUCGUGUGUGUGGUCUUUUAAGUAUGAAAAUAUAGGGAUAAGAAAAUGGUGGUUUUUAAAGCUUGAUGGAUGUAUUUUGUUUUUAUAUUGCAAACAUUCUGUUUCCAGGAAGCUUUUUGUAACAAAAUUACAUAAAACAUAAUAAAAAUAUGAUUAAAUGAA